This is a messenger RNA of Cercospora beticola, 2550 nucleotides long. It is a transcript of the gene ARP9, whose product is annotated as Arp9p. NCBI's taxonomy places the organism in Eukaryota, Fungi, Ascomycota, Dothideomycetes, Mycosphaerellales, Mycosphaerellaceae. Gene Ontology annotation, cellular component: RSC-type complex; SWI/SNF complex. The record is from RefSeq and is a predicted model, not a curated record. Gene Ontology annotation, biological process: regulation of transcription by RNA polymerase II.
GCGUUGGACUCCAGCUUUGUCGCGUACUUCUGGAUUGCCAGCAACUUGCCCUUGAGUGACUAUCAGCCACCUGCCAUUUGGGCCCAUCUGAAUACCGUUUCGGCGUCGCGUACGGACUGCGAUCUGAACGCGCACUAACAACUCCGCCCAGACGCCGUGAGGCUGCAACUAUCCACCAUACAGUAAACCUAUAGCACCCACGACCGCGAUUAGGCACUGCCCAGCAUGCCGCCUUUUCGCGAUGAUCAGAUCUUUAUCAUCGCGCCGGGCUCGCAAACCACGCUGGCGCAAUUAGGCCUGCCCGAAUCUUUCACACCAGCACGAUACCGACUUCGAUCGCGAAUGUUUCCUGGCGAGCAAAAGGGAGAAUACGAGCCGAUCAAGAUUCGGAAGAAGGAGAAGGUUGUAUCAUCAACUGAGAAUGGCACCGAAAACGGCACGACAAAUGGCGAAACGAAGACAGACGAGGCCGAGUGGGAAGAGGAUCGCAUAUCAGAGGAGGGUGCAGUAUGGCCCAUUCAGAACGGCAGCAUUGUGGACUGGCCCUGUUUCUAUGCGCUGCUGGAGCAUGUCUACAAUACCGUCAACCCGCCUUUUCACACGCCCAUCCUUCUGAUAGCAGAACCGUGCUGGACUCACAAGGAGUACGAAAAGGUCGCGCAAUUCGUCUUUGAGAAGUUCAAGACGCCUGCUCUGGCUAUGAUGGAUUCUGCGGUGGCCACGACGUAUGCUUACGGUAUUCCAACUGCCACAGUGGUAGAUGUGGGUCUGAACAAGGCAGAUGUCAGCUGUGUGGUCGAUUUCGUGCUCCAGGAUGUCGGGCGUGGAAUCGCUGUUCCGGAUUGCGGAGGAAAUGCAAUGACGGAUCGCUUGGUGGAGCUUCUGGCAGGGAGAAAAGGCUUCAAUCGAGACGUCUGCGAACAGUUGAAGCGAAGUCCGAUCUGCGAGAUUCUGGGAGCAGAUGUGGAACUGCCAGAUGCGGAAGCUGGAGCUGAAAAUCCUGCGGCCGCGGCGUCAACAGGCGCUGGUGGUGCUGCGCCUGGGCAGCGGAAACAGUCAAUAGCGGGCGAACUUCCACUAGGGCCGGGACCUGGCACUCAAGUCGGUGAGGAGAAGAAACUUGAGGAUGAAGAAGGUGUACUGGAUGUCGCAAGCAUUGUCACGAGCGGCAAUAUGGCCGAAUACUUGGCACAAAAAGAACGUGAGAAGCAGGAGAAAGCGGCAGCCAAGCAGCGAAAGCCGAGUGAAGGGCAAGCACAACAGCAACAGAACAAGCCUGCGAGGUUACCCAACUCUAAGCGAGCGCGAAACACUUUCGUCUAUGAAGACUUUGCGCUUCACGAUGCGAUGAAGAAGGCAGGCAAGAGCGCACAGGAGCUGGUAGACAUGCAGACUGCGCUAGACGGAUCAAGCAAGAAACAAAAGACACCAGAGCCACAAUCGGCAACGUCGGAUAAGCCUGCAGAUGCCUCGUUCGAACAGCAAGACGGUACGACGGAGAAUGCGCCUACUGGAGGACUUCGACGGGAGAUCGAGGUUGGAGCCGAGCGCUUUCAAGCAGCGACAGGCGGUAUCCUCGAACGACUUGCCGAUGCCAUCCAUCGAACAAUACUGUCAUGUGGCGAGAUCGGGAAGCGUAGCGAGCUGUGGGACUCCCUCAUUAUCCUCGGCAAUGGAGCGAAGGUACGAGGCUUUAAGGAGGCCUUGGUCGCAACGCUGCAAGCCAAGUACAUCAUCUCGCCUUCAUCAGCAACAAUUUUCACAUCAGAGCUACCCUCAAAUUUCUCGACACCGAUCGCCACGGGCGCGAAUACACCACAACCCGGCCAGCAGCCUCAGCAUGGUGGAGUCAACCCUCUCCUGCAUGCUGCCUUGACAGCACAGAAUCCACAACUUCAUCCCUCGCAAUCCAUGGGCCACUCACCUGUACCGCACGGAAUGCAUUCAAGUGGGCACGGGCAGACGCCGACCAGCAUCAAGAUCGCCAAGAUCCCUGAAUACUUUCCUGAGUGGAAGGAGGUCGGGUAUGAGGAAGCGACUUUCCUUGGUGCACAAGUUGCGGGCAAGCUGCUGUUCAUUGUCGAUGGAGGGUCGAGCAAGGGGUAUAUGACGAGGACGGAUUAUAACGAUCAAGGACCGAGCGGGAUACACGAUGUACGAAUGUGAGAGGGCGAUGAUGAGAAUCCUACAGUGCGAUAGGCACUGCCAAAAGUAAGAGGUGGUACUUUUUCUUGCAUGCGGAGACGAAUGCUGCAAGCUAUGAAAGAAUAGAGAAAAAGAACUUUUGCAGGCUCGAUUCGUGACUGGCUUGCGAGCGCCAAUGUCGAAGACUGCCGACCGCUUGCGUUUCUCAUUGCCUGUUCUUACGACAACCCGCCGCCGCCCGUGCCUUCAGUCGCAUGUGCUCCGUCGCACAGCGCCAUCUCCUUAUUGCACCUCAAGCGCUUAAGACCUCUCACAUUACGACGCACGACUCGCCCUUCUUGCUGCUCUUCUUCUUGUUUCCGCCCUUCCACCCACCGUUCAUUUCCGUCAACGCUCCCUUCUUCU